Molecule: messenger RNA, 1533 nt
Organism: Chelonia mydas (Green sea turtle)
Lineage: Eukaryota; Metazoa; Chordata; Testudines; Cheloniidae
Gene: TMEM86B
Product: transmembrane protein 86B
Exons: 3
Coding region: 247-945 (232 amino acids)
Cellular component (GO): membrane
Source: RefSeq, a predicted model, not a curated record
CCAGCACCAGGGGUCACAUCCGGGAGCCCAGGCUCCCAGCCCCCCUGAGCCCCACUCCUCCAGCAGCUGCCUCCCUGUUAUCAGCUGGUGCUGGGUGGGGAUGAGGCGGGAGGAAUCGAUUUUUCUCUUCCCGCCCCCCCCAUCUUAUCUCUGGCUCUGUUGAACCCACGGGAGAGGAAAGUCCAGGCGGGUGCCUGGAGUUGGGAGCAGCAGCCAGGGUGUGUCCUGGAGCCCCGGCCCCGCACCAUGGACAUUCUGGAGACAGACGCCCGCUACCACCGGAACAUCGCAGCUGAUGCCACAAGCCGCUGCCUCAAACUGCUGCCGUUCCUGGCCUCCUGCGGCCUGUACUUCGCCCUGUGGCUGCCUGAGCCCAGCUGGGUCAGCGCCGGUGUCAAGAGCCUCCCGCUCCUGAGCCUGAUCUUCUUCCUGAAGGCCCAGGCCUGGGGCGAUGGCGCCUGGACCCCCUCGGCGCGCCGGGUCUGCUGGGGGCUGGUGUUCUCCAGCGUGGGAGACACCUGCCUGGUCUGGCAGCAGCUAUUCCUCCCAGGCAUGGUGGCCUUCGCUCUGGCUCACGUCUGCUACAUCUGGGCCCUGGGCCUGCGUCCUGCCCGCCCCGAGCUCCUGCUGCUGCUGGCACUGGCCUGGGCGGGGGCCUACACGAUGCUGUGGCCCUGCCUGAGGGGCCCCUACGUGCCGGCCGUGGGGGGCUACGGGGCGCUGCUGGCGGCCAUGGGCUGGCGGGCCCUGGCCCAGUCUCCCCCCAACCUGGCCAUGGCCACCGGCUCCCUGCUCUUCAUGGCCUCUGACCUGGUCCUGGCCAGGGACCACUUCUGCGCCCCGGUGCCCUGGGCCCGGCUCAUCGUCAUGGGCACCUACUACGCGGCCCAGGGGCUGAUCGCAGCCGGGGCCCCCCGCGCCAGCCCCCACUGGAAGGAGAGCUGAGCCGGGCGCCCGCGACCUCUGACCCCAUCCGCGCCAACCCGCCGGGGGUGCCUGUGACCUCUGACCCCAUCCACGCCAACCUGCUAGUGACCCCGACGACCUCUGACCCCAUCCACGCCAACCUGCUGGUGACCCCGGCGACCUCUGGCCCCAUCCACGCCAACCCGCCGGGGGCGCCCGUGACCUCUGACCCCAUCCACGCCAACCUGCUGGUGACCCCGGCGACCUCUGACCCCAUCCACGCCAACCCGCUGGGGGCGCCCGUGACCUCUGACCCCAUCCACGCCAACCUGCUGGUGACCCCGGCGACCUCUGACCCCAUCCACGCCAACCCGCUGGGGGCGCCCGUGACCUCUGACCCCAUCCACGCCAACCUGCUGGUGACCCCGGCGACCUCUGACCCCAUCCACGCCAACCUGCUGGUGACCCUGGGGCCAGCGAGAACCAGCCGCCCUGGGAGUUGGUUCCUUGACCUACGACCCCGGGGCCUAGGAGCACCAACCUGCCCAACCAAUAACCUGGAAGUUAUUGCCUUGACCUAUGACCCUGCUCACUGGCCAGCAGGCCCAAUUACAGCUGAUUUGAUGA